GUCUUGCAUAUCAAGAAAAAUGCAUCUCGAAUUCACGGCCAACGCCUUGCGGCUCUUAGCCCCGUGCACGGGCUCCGUGGCACUCUUGGAUAACCAUCAAAUGAUUUACAUUUCGGGCCGAGUGGUCGUCAUCUACAACUGGAUGAAUCAAACCCAAACAUUUUUGCCACCUCGCAACAGUUCAAUGGCCACAGCAGCAUUUGCCCUCAGCCCUGAUUCACAAGUGAUGGCAACGCUAGAAGUUGGGCCAAAGAGUAAUUUAGUGGUUUACGAAAUGAUGCCAACCCGCCGACGAAAAGCCAUUGCGGUUCACGUAGCGUCGCAACAUCAUGAAGAAGCCGUAGCAUUGGCUUUCUCUGGCGAUGCUAAAUUACUUGCUGCUUUGCUGCCUGAGCAACUGCAGAAGGAGCACAGCCAUGCCACAGCUGAUCCACCCAUUUCUACUCUAAAUGUUACCAACACCACUAGUCCCACAGCGCGGCAUCAAAGCUACUCGAUCACGGUCUACCUGUGGCGUACGGGCAAAACUUUGGCCUCGAUCAGCCUUGGAUCGCCCAGUCUUCCUGCAAUUAGCCCACAAUUGUCGUUCAACCCUAUGGACGUGCAUUCCAUGGUAGUCGUCUACGGUGGGGCACUACGUUUCUAUCGGCUCACUCCUGACGGAAUCGAAAGUGGGAUGAAGCCAAAAUUAAGUGGGCAUAUUAUCACUUGCCACUCUUGGAUUUCGACUUCACGGAUGGCACUGGGUACUAAAGCUGGUCAAAUUUUGAUUAUAGAAGAAUCGGAUAUUGUGACUCAGAUCCCACUGGAUGCGAACGAUCCCCGAGCGGGCCGUGUUCAACACCGCGACAGAGUGGACAGCGCCAAAAGGGAAUGUGAAACUGGACAACAAAUGAUCAGUGCCAUUUGUCCCAUCGGACUAAAUCAAAUAUGCCAUUUGACUGGCUUCAAUCUUUUGACCGUCAGUGAGGCACGUGAUAGCAAGGGGACGGUUUAUCAUACUGCAGCUGUUUUAUCCCCGGACGAACCGGGUGGAGCUAGCAGUUCCUCAACCAGUGACGACACAAUGGACGUUGGCCGCAGCUGUUCCAUUAGCGAACCAACUUCUAGCCUUUUUGACAACGGAAGAUGUUCCCUAAGUGCCCUAGCACGGCACGGAAAGAAGUUCGUCGCUGUUGCAUUGCGCGGGCAGAUAUGGUUUGCAGAGUUAAGCCACCAUCCAUCAUCAGAGAGUGAUCCAGUAAAAAUGGAGAACAUUAUCAGCUUAGCACAUAGUGGAGAAAUCCGGUCGUUAUCGACAGCCGUCUGGCGUCCAUAUGCCAUAUCCGUUGGCCAAGAUCGAUUUCUUUUCUUGUGGAACGUGGCUGCAGAACAGAUCCAGUUCCGUAAACACCUGGACGAAGACAUUCUUUGUGCGAGCCUGCACCCCAUGGGCCAUUAUGUGGCAAUCACCACAUCCGACUCACUCCAAGUUUUCUCUGUGUUGGUAGACCGCUUCCAUUUAGUACGGGAAGUAAUAUUGGCAGGCUGUCGCAAGUUGGCCUUUAAUUCGGGUGGCAAUUGCAUCGCAGUUACUCGCGGCUCAACGUUACAGUUGAUCAAUUUUAUCACUUUCGAAACCUCGUCGCCUCUUAUGGCACACAAAGGAGAAAUCAAUCAAAUUAUAUGGAGUGAAGAUGGUCAGCGGAUUUAUUCUUGUGGAGCUGAUGGUCUACUUUGCGUAUGGGACUCAUCCAGUCAUGAAGUACUUAUGCAGGUCAAACCCAACGGCAACAGUUUGAUAGACCUGGCUGCUAUUUCCAAUGGUCAUCUCAUUGUCGCUUCUGUCGACGGAGAAGUUGUGGAAGUCGCAGGAGAUGGACAGAUAGUCUGUCGUCUCCGCGCUUCAGAAUUAUCAGCCACCUCACUCUUUUAUCUGUCUCGAGAACAAAUUAUUCUUGUGGGUACACGCAUGGGUGGUUUGCGAGCCUAUAAAUAUCCAAUCACCACCCGAUCGGAUUAUCAAGAGCAUUUCACUCAGUAUGGAGCCAUUACUCAGAUUUCUGAAACGACUUUGGAACUUGAUGGCCAAAUGUUGAUGAGCUGCUGUGAGGAUGGUUCGAUCUGUCUGUGGCGAUUGGGUGAUGAAAGCACUACGGCAACUCAACCUAUACAUUCUUCUAGCCGCAAACGGCUAGAAGAGAGCGAGCUUAACCUUGAGUGCCUAGUCUUGCGUUCUGAUUGGGAAGACCGUGGCAAGAAGCUAGACAAUGUGAUCCGCCAGCUUGAUGAAGUCAAGCAUCAGACGGAGUUGCAGAUUAAAGCUAUUGAACAAGAAUGCAGUCAAAAAACCUAUGCGGCAGAAAGUCGCCAUCACGAUCAAUUCGAUCGAGCUAUUGAUAAAAUCCAAGAAUUGGAAAAAAAAUUAGCGCAACAAUUGGAACAGAGCCAUCAGCAAAUGAUGCAGUUGCGACUCGAGGGGGAUAAUGAACGACGCCGGCUCGAAGAAGCCCAUCAUUCCAAAUUAGCUGCCGAGUAUCGUCACCAUCACACACUCGAGUCCACAAUAGAGCAGCUGAAAAUUGAUCAUGCCAAAGAAAUGGACUUGAUGGAGGUUCGAUUAGCAGAGGAACAAAACCAGCGUGAAGCUCGUUUACGUGAAGAAUUUGACACAACUCUCAGAACAUCGGAUGAUGAAAAAGCUCAAUUAAAGAAGAAAGUAACCGGAUUGGAAGCGGCGCUGAAGUUGGCAACAGAAAAAUUUGAAUCGGAUCAAAAGUCGUUUCAAACUCGCCAUGAGAUGCAGUUAAGCGCCGAAAAACAAAUCAAUCUCAAACUGAGAGGAGAAACAGCUAUCCUAAAGAAAUCUGUCAACGGGUUGCAAAAAGAAGUAGAGAGUCUCCGGCUAAAUUGCCUUGGUCAGCAGUCAGAAGCCACGCGUUUAACAACAUGUUUGACUUCCGUCCGCCAGGAGACUAAGGACCUUCAGGAUGAAUUAGAACGGAGAGACAAUAUAAUCAAAGCAAAGGAUGACAAGUUACAGAAACUUGUCUUGCAAAUGCAGCAGCACGAUAAAUUACAAGUCGAAUUAAAGCAGCAGUUAGCGGAUGUUAAGAAAAAAUUGUUAGAAGGCCAAACAGAGAUCGUCAAGCUCCAUUGCAAAUUACAAGAGGCUGUUACUGGAUCCAAGUCAGCCCAGACAGAAAUUGAACAGCUAAGAAGAACGGCUGAACAAAUGCAAGGGAAAGCCAAGAGCCAACUAGGUGAAUUGCAGAGCUUACGCCAGAAGUUUCAAUGCCAACAAGGUCGCCUGCAAGAAAUCUUGGUUUGUCUUGACGUAGGGAUGAGUUACCUGCAUGAUGCGAGACAACUGAAGGAUUAUUUUGCGGCAAUUCACGAUGUCUACUGCGAUAAGGAGCAAUUUGGAAACUCAUCUCAUCGAAGCUCGGCGUCAUCAACCACUCCGUCGUCUAGCGAGUGCAAUUUACUUAAAAAAGUUGAAUCGUUAGAAAACACGAUAGCCUCCCUACGGCACCAAUUAUCCGAAACCAUUAAACUAAGCGAGAUAAAACAGGAGAAACUUCGAAAGGUAAAUGUGUACAGGAUAACAACCUUCUGCUGAAUGAGUUGGAGAACACUAGGAAAAAAAUAUCCACUAUUCAUGAAAAAGAAGCACAUGUGUCAUAGAUCUUAGUGUCUAAUUUGGGUGUAUCGAGACUGAUGGAGAUGAAAACCCAAGCUUUUUGUUCCUGUGACUUACUGGUUAUUGUAUGUUUAUAAUGGUUAUUGCUUUUAGCACAUUAUCAUACUGGGUGAGUUUUAAAUUAUACUAAAGUUGGUAACCAUUCAACAUCUAUUUACCAAGAUUUUGUCUAACUGAUAACUUGCCAACGAGCUAUCAAAAUUGUCGAGAACAAUUAUAUUUAAUGACUUUGAUAAUCAAACCUGAAACAAGGCCGCUCUCCGAUCCCGCUACGAAGUGUACGGCUGUUAAACGGUGCAUAUACUUCACGAGUGUCAUGGUAAAUGUUAUCUUUAAGAAAGCGCGAAAACUGUUAUUUCUAAAACGGUUUUGUUACCACAGUUUAAACUUUCUUCCAUAAAUUUUGUUAAGAUAGUUCAUUAUUCCAAGCCUGUGUCUAAGGCAUUUCUUUUAUGUUAUGGUGUGGGGUCAAACAAAUUUCAAUCCGUUCGUUACUUGUUGUUUGCUGAAUGUUAACCAUAGUUGCUUCAGGUUGUACAUCGUGCAAUUUUUAAUGAAAGCUCUGGAAGUUGA
Daphnia carinata is the source of this 4255-nucleotide messenger RNA. It is a transcript of the gene tous, whose product is annotated as cilia- and flagella-associated protein 57-like. Gene Ontology annotation, molecular function: protein binding. The coding region runs from base 20 to 3601 and encodes 1193 amino acids. Lineage: Eukaryota; Metazoa; Arthropoda; Branchiopoda; Diplostraca; Daphniidae. The transcript is spliced from 17 exons. The record is from RefSeq and is a predicted model, not a curated record.